Clavispora lusitaniae ATCC 42720 is the source of this 1665-nucleotide messenger RNA. RefSeq lists its product as uncharacterized. The record is from RefSeq and is a predicted model, not a curated record. Gene Ontology annotation, molecular function: iron ion binding; heme binding; oxidoreductase activity, acting on paired donors, with incorporation or reduction of molecular oxygen. Lineage: Eukaryota; Fungi; Ascomycota; Pichiomycetes; Serinales; Metschnikowiaceae.
AUGUGGCUCGCCUUACUUCUUCUCGUGGCGCUUCUCUUCUUUCUUCCCCCGCCCCGCCCCAUUGUCGGUGCCUUCUAUGUUCCAGGCUAUCCUCUUGUAGGCAACGCAUGCCAGGUUUUGCACAAUCCCAGCAGGGUCUUUUUGCUGUGGGCCCAAACCUGUGGCCACGCCUUAUUUGUGAUCCACUUGGGCCGCACGCCGGUGCUUGUGGUCAAUUCCCAUGCCGACGUCCACGACUUGUGGCUUCUCCAUUCGCUGGCACUUGGAUCUCGUCCCACUUUGCACACGUUCCACAAUGUCGUGUCGGCCGUCCACGGGCUCACAGUAGGAAGCACGCCUGCCGGAGCGUCUUACAGGCGGAAAAAGAAAACAUUGUCGCUGGAACUUUCGGCGCUGAGGGUGCAAUCGAAGGUUCUUUCUGGAAAUGCGCAGAGGGCAUUGUUAUCGCCCAAUCUUUCUUCUGUCCCGAAACUGCUGUCCAUAGACAGUGGCCAUGAAAGCGGUUUUCCUCCGAUCCUAUCCCACAUCGACGUGUGCUCUAGCGAGUGCAUCGCCCAACUUUUGUCCCACCCCGCCGAAACGUCGCUUUUGCUUGAAACUCAAUACUUUGUCUUGUCUGCAGCGAUCCGUCUCACGUAUGGAAUCGUCUUAGACUGCCAUGGCCGCGACGCUUCCCUUGCCAACACCAUCAUCGCCACAGAAAACAAAAUCAUCCGCAUGCGCUCGCUUGUGGCCAACUACCAGGACUAUAUUCCGGGCCUCCAGUCUUUUCCACUUCGGUGCAUGUUCGACGCCAGAGCAGCAAAAUGGCGCCAGCAAAGAGACUCGUAUAUGCACAGCCUAUACCAGAGUUUCCUUGUCCAGUUGCACGGCGGGCUGUUUCUUGCCAAUCACAGCAUGCUUGCACACAUCCUCCGAGCCAAGGCUUCUCCCAUGACGCUUUCGGAAAGCGAGCUCCAGAGCAUUUGCCUAACCAUGGUCAGUGCCGGUCUAGACAAUUCGGCGUUGACUUUUGACCAUCUCAUGGGCCACUUUUCUCACGACUAUGGCCAGGACAUGCAAGAGCGACUAUGGAAAGAAUUAAUGCUUCAGAGCAACGGCAGCCUUGCAACAGCGUGGGACGCUGCUACUUAUGGCACAUGCAGUUAUGCAAUGGCCCUUCUCCAUGAGGCGUUGCGCUUUUUCUCUGUUUUGCCUUUGGGUCUUCCAAGACAAACAACAAAACCUGUCCGUUUUCGUGGCUUAUACAUUCCAGCCAACACCAUCGUUGUCAUGAACAACUAUGCGGCGAACCAUGAUCCGGCAGCCUUUGAGAGCCCAUUCGAGUUCUCUCCAGACCGUUGGCUUGAUCCAAAUGGAAACUUAAUCACGCCCAACCAUUUUUCCUUCGGAGCAGGCUCUCGAAAGUGCGCCGGAAGUCAUUUGGCUUUGAAAGAAUUGCACACUUUAUUGUGUCGCAUGGUUCUCUUGUUCCGCAUCAAGCCGCCUCAAGACGCCCGCUUCAAAAUGUGCUUGGAUCCGUUCGAGGGGAACCUGUGUCCAACAGGCACAUCUUUCGAGCCGAAGGAGUUUCGGGUCAGACUCGAGCCGCGAGAGGGAAAAGAAUGUGACGAGCUCAGAGAUCGCCUCCGUGAUUAUAGAAUACCACAAGAAAGGGCAAAGUAA